Necator americanus (New World hookworm) is the source of this 333-nucleotide messenger RNA. RefSeq lists its product as uncharacterized. The record is from RefSeq and is a predicted model, not a curated record. The coding region runs from base 1 to 333 and encodes 110 amino acids. The transcript has 5 exons. Lineage: Eukaryota; Metazoa; Nematoda; Chromadorea; Rhabditida; Ancylostomatidae.
AUGACAAAGUUUUGUUCGUCUUUAAACUUGAAACAACAGUGCGACGGCAGUAUAAACAGAAGGAAGGUUUGCAGAAUUCUUUGUUGUAAACAGAGCAGCAGGAUUCGACUGGCUGCUGAGGGGCAACAAGUCCCUCGCACUAAGCCUGUGCUGCUAAAAAAACCUGCGAUAGGAUUCCUCAUAAAAAAGAAGGAAUUUCGCACGAAUCAGAAAUGCUCCCGAUUCGUUAACGAUGGCGGAAAACAGGAGUGCAGAGGAGUUAGAAACAUCUACAGCAGCAGCACUGUUGGCGCUACUGCUGCGCAGAGCGGAUCAAAAUCGUCCUCGAUUUGA